GCGAAAUGAUCAACGAUGUAACCGAGAGUACAAGUGAGAAUGCCACAAAUCAACAGCUUCCUCCUCACGCUUUUGAACUGUUUCUUGUUGACACUCAAAUGACAUUAAUUGAAUCAUGGAAUCGAGAAUUAAAAAAGCUUCCUUCAAAGGUAUCCACCAAGGAUCCAACUCCAUGUUUAAAGGUACAACUUCAUAACGCUCCUUUUCAGGAGUUAUUGAAAACUCACCAGGCCGAGUGUAUGGUUUCACCCGCGAAUAGCUUUGGCCUAAUGGAUGGUGGUAUAGAUUACUAUAUCUCUGAAUAUUAUGGUGGUGUGGAUAAACUUAUACCAUUAGUGCAAAAGGGAAUAGAUUUAGAAUGGUGUGGUGAACAAAAUGUUGGUACUUGUUUGUUGGUGGAUGUUGGAGAAUUAGUGGGGGACUCGAACUCGGCAGAUCAGGGUAGAAAAAAUCUUCCACGCUAUAUAGCUCACUGUCCCACAAUGAGAACUCCCAAGGCUUUAGAUACCGAGGAUGACAUUGUGUACAGGUGUACAUGGGCUAUGUUAUGUGCCGUCAGAAGUCAUAACGCGAAGGUACUUGCCGGAAGUACCAAACACCAGCGUAUAAAUGCAGUUAUAUGCGCGGGAUUUGGAACUGGUGUCGGCGGAUAUCCGGAAAAGCUAUGCGCCAAACAGAUGAUGUUGGCAAUUAGGAAUUUUAUAGAAGCACCUGCGAACACAGGUCACCGUCCGAAAACCGAAUCCGAGGGGACUUGGGGGAGUCUUUGGUUAAUACAUUGGUCAUACGCGAGAAAAAUAGAAAGCGCGGUCAGUGCACUGUUUCGUAAGGACCGACCAAAAUAA
This is a messenger RNA of Acaulospora colombiana, 845 nucleotides long. The record is from the annotation of a GenBank genome assembly. Lineage: Eukaryota; Fungi; Glomeromycota; Glomeromycetes; Diversisporales; Acaulosporaceae.